Molecule: messenger RNA, 231 nt
Organism: Trichomonas vaginalis G3
Lineage: Eukaryota; Parabasalia; Trichomonadida; Trichomonadidae
Product: tRNA (cytosine-5-)-methyltransferase protein
Exons: 1
Source: RefSeq, a predicted model, not a curated record
UUGCUUGAAAUCGGUAAUUGUAGUCUCAAGUUCGAAGAAUUAUCCGAAGACGCAAAGAAAUUGAUCAAAGAACCAGAGAAAGAAGGAUUGUUUGUUUUUGUCAUAGGAACAAAGAUUAAAUACAGCGGAAUGAUUUCUAAAUAUAACUCUGCUCUUCACGCCAAGAAAGGAAGCAUUCCUUUCGAAGUUGGAAGGCUUGAAGAGUAUUUUUCAGAAUUAAAGACAGAAUAA